This is a messenger RNA of Linum tenue, 1097 nucleotides long. Lineage: Eukaryota; Viridiplantae; Streptophyta; Magnoliopsida; Malpighiales; Linaceae. The record is from the annotation of a GenBank genome assembly.
UUCGCCAUCUUCAGCUGUUGCAAUGACUCCAAGUAUUCAAGCCCCACAACCUCGGUCAACCUUGUGCACUCACUAAUAUCUAAAGUAACGAUACUGUCCAAACCAGAUAAAUCUGGCAGCUCCUUAAUUGAACUGCAGCCCGACAUAAAUAGAUAUUCUAGCAAAUCCAACAUCUCAAGCCCCACAACCUCAGUCAAACCUGUGCACCUACUAAUCUCCAGUGAAUUCAGAAUCUUGAGGCGAGAUAAAUCUGGCAACUGGGCAAUGGAUGAGCAAUCCGCCAUGCUGAGUGAUGUCAACGACUCUGAACCCUCGAGUAUAGCAACCUCAGUCAACUGUGUGCACUCAUCAAUAAUCAAUUUCUCCAGAUUUUUAAGACCAGAUAGAUCCGGCAACUUCUUAAUUGACUUGCAGCCUGACAUAUCUAUCGAUUCUAAUGACUCCAAUUGCUCAAGUCCUCUAAUCUCCAUCAACUGUGUGCAUCCAGCAAUAUUUAAAACCUUCAGAUUCUUGAGACCAGAUAGAUCAGGCAAUUCCCUCAUCGACGUGCAAUCUGACAUACAUAGCAAUGUCAAGAAGUCCAAUCUCUCAAGCCCAUAUACAUUGGCCAACCCUUUGAACCCAAAAAGAAAUAACUUCUUGAUAUCCCGAAGACCAGACAGAUCAAGAAACUGUUCUCGAGACGAGAGAUGGUGACCAUCGGUCUCGAAAGGAUACAGGUAUAGCUCUCUCAGUCUACCUAACUUCCAGACAGAACGCAGCAGUGAUUCCGCUGGACAAUCAACAAUGUAUAGAGUCGACAAAGACAGCUCCCCUAGCUCUCCUAGGCCUUGAAUUUCAGAGAGGCUCCUGCAGGAAAUUAUCUCUAGUACCUCUAACUUGGUCAAAUUUGAUAUACUAGGCAGUUUCUCCAGUACAUCACAGCCUUCCACCUUGAGUGUCUUCAGAAGCAAUAGAUUUUCAAGGCCAUUGAGAUGAAUUAGAUUUGGAGCAUUGGAUAUCACCAAAGUUUCCAGCAUUUCCAUAUCUCCCAAACCCUGAAUCUCUCGUACCUGAAUCCUCAUCAAUUUUAGCUCCUUCAGAUUGUUCAGAUUAGC